AUGGGAAUCUCUGGGUUUAACAAGAUGAUGCAGAAAGAGUUCAAGAAGAGCUUCGCUCAACCGAAAACAGACGGAGGAAAAAACUACAAGAAGAACAGCAACAACAACAACAACAGAAGUAACAGUAACUUUACUUCUUCUUCUUCGUCGUCGUCGUCGUUGCAUGAUAUUAAAAGUGCGUAUAAACUGGACCCUAGAAGACUGGCAUCGUUCGACCACGUGUACGUGGAUGUGAAUAACGUCUUGCAUGUCGCCGCGCACCACACGAAAACAGAGUCCGCCUUUUACAAAAAGUUGUUCGGUUUGUUGACCGGUAUCAUUCGUCGAACGCGACCGAGACAUUCGAUUACGUUCGCUUUAGACGGGCCAGCGCCAAUGGCUAAGACCAUCACGCAACGACGACGACGAGUGAGACUAUCGUCGGGAGAGAGAGAACCAUUAUCGACGGAUUUAUCGAGAAUGAUGAAACUCGGAAUUACGCCCGGGUCGAGGUUAGCGCUGAAAGUCGAUCGAGCGAUUGAGUAUUACAUCGCGUCAAAAGUACACCGAGAAGAUUUUGGUCCGGACAUUUUAUACGAGCUCUCGGGAACGACGGUGCCGGGUGAAGGUGAAAUUAAACUCGUUCGAGCCAUGCAGUUGAGACAGGAAAAUCCAAACUUUCAAAAUCACACGCACUGCGUCGUUUCCGAAGAUUCCGACGCCAUUCUUUUGGCGCUGACGGUUAAUCCAACCAUGGACGUGUUCGUUAGUGGUGCGCAGAGACUCGUGUUUUCAGCCAGAAUGUUCAACGAGGAAUUAGCGAUGAGUUUAAACCCGAAUUCAAAAGUGCUCAGCGCGGAAAAUAACUUGAGCGGCGUCGGCGGCGCUGGGGCUGGGAGUAAAUCUAAAAGGCAAGCGAAAAGGGAAAUGGAAAUGAAUGAAUACAACCAGAAAAGAGGCGGUGGUAGUGGUGGGGAAUCACAAGCUUUGCACGCGAAAGGCUCGAAUAACAAUAGCAAUAAUUCUAGCAGUGAGAAUAGGAGUAGCGAUGAAGGUGACGACGGGCAACUGUGGUGGGACGGUAUUCUACCAGACCGGAAAAAGCGCCCAAAGGAAUACGCACAGGAGUUGUCGGCGAUUCGACGGGAUUUUGUCGGUUUGUCUGUGAUGUCAGGUAAUGAUUACAUUAGUGGGAGUCGAUUUGGGGUGAAGUUUUCGUGGAGAAAUUACGUGCGCGUGAGGAGCUGUAAAAUGUUCAAAGGUCGAAACCGUUUAUUCCCGGGGCCUCCCUCGAAUACGAAAGAUCCUUUGUUUCAACUUCGUUUGGAAAGAGAUCGGCGUUCGCAACCGAUGACGGGAAUGGAUGACACGGUAAAUUGGGCCAUGCUCAAAGCCGUAGCCGGAACGCUUUUAAAUCCAAAUUAUUUGGACUGGUUGGAAGAGAACGAUGCGAGUGCUUUUAAACACACGAGCAAAUACGCGAGUCCACUCGCCAAGGACAUGGUAACCAUCAAGGAUUUUUCAAUCAACUACUCUACGCUUGCAAACAUGCCAGCUGAAGAUUUUGCACACGUUUGGAACAAUUUUUCGGACGUGAACGAGAACAACGACAGCAGCGUGAAACGCGUGUACGAUUACAUGUACGGCGUCGAGUGGGUGUUGGCGACGUAUCAUGCGGGAGAAUGUGCAGAUUUUUCAUUCUAUACGCUUUACGAUUCCUCGUCGCGACCGCGAUUAGUAAACCAAGUUGGUGGUCUCGGUGGAAACGAUUUACUCGAUUACGCUUCUAUACCAGAUACGUUUGACAAGAAUUGCGAUCCGUUGAGAGAUAAGACUCGGGCAGAGGCUGUUUUUUACAACAAGGCACCUAUUACGCCUUUGGCGUAUUCGUUAGCGGUGAUUCCACGAGGCGGUCGUGCUCAGUUGUGCAAAGGCAUUCAAGCUUUGGUAGAUCCAGAUUCUCCUUUGCGCGAACUAUUCGUGUGCGAUUACUGCGCGCGAUGUAUUAAGCAUCGUAUCAAAGUCGCUCCGUUGGAAAGAACGUUGCAGCAGCAACUCUCCGGGAAUAGGACUGCAAAAGCACUUGGUGGGUUGAAAAACAAGUCUGCCGAUACUGUAAAACGAAACGAGCCAAAGCAGAAUCAAUCGAAGAAAAGUGGGAACACAUCCCGCAUUGACGAAUUGUUAGCGAGAAAAUCACCGAUGUAUGUAGAAGUUUUGAACGAUGGCGACGAAAGUGACGACGAUAUUUCAGAUGUCAUCAUAAUAGAAGACGAAGAGGGAGACGAUGAUAUUGAAGACGAAGACGAAGAGGGUAGCGUAAAAGUUUUUCUCUCAACUGACGACGACGACGACGAUGAAGUGAGCGAUGAUACUGUCGACGCGUCUGAAUACGAGGACCCUCCGCUUGAAUUUCCGUCUAAGAAAACGUACAAGUCUUACGAAGAAGUUCGAGAUGAGCUGCGCAGAUUGAAUCGAAAUCAUCUCCAACACGUAAAGAACGCAUACGUACACGUCGAUAAACCACCGAUGUCGCUACCAUCGCUCGAAGCUGCGGUAGCGCGAUUAUCAGCAGACGAAGCUUUAUCGAAGGACGAAGAGGUGCUGCGCACGAUUGGAAGCCCCGUGCUGUACUGGAAGCGUAAGGUAUUAGAUACAAAGGACGUGGAGGAACAAGACUUUUACACGACGAGAGAGAUGGAAGCGUGGAGAAGCACAAUCACGCCUCCCGGGUGUAAAUCAUUAACUGAAGGUGUUACCUCAAUUCGACGUUACGACGGUGACGUUGCGCAAGUUGGAAUAAUCAGCAGCAACAACAGACGCGACAGCCGCAGCAGCGAACGCAAUCUUCGCCGCCUCCACGAGAGCAACAGCAACAGCAACAACAACGGGCGCCGUCAGAUCAGCCCUCCCAAAGGAAGUUCGCGGGAGGACGAGGAGGACGAGUUUCAUCUGCGACGCCGCCGGGGAGAAGUGGUGCGCGACGCGCGAAUCCAAAGCCACCAAAAGCUCCGCCGCCGUCGGCAAUAA
Bathycoccus prasinos is the source of this 3009-nucleotide messenger RNA. RefSeq lists its product with no specific name. Gene Ontology annotation, cellular component: nucleus. The transcript is spliced from 2 exons. Gene Ontology annotation, molecular function: RNA binding; 5'-3' RNA exonuclease activity. Lineage: Eukaryota; Viridiplantae; Chlorophyta; Mamiellophyceae; Mamiellales; Bathycoccaceae. Gene Ontology annotation, biological process: nuclear-transcribed mRNA catabolic process. The coding region runs from base 1 to 3009 and encodes 1002 amino acids. The record is from RefSeq and is a predicted model, not a curated record.